UUCUUCCUCCCCGGGUUUAGGGUUUUAGCGGCGGCACAAACAGAGACAGAGCCAGACAGAGGCAGAGGCAGAGGCAGAGACAAGAGAGAGAUGCUGUACAUCAUAGGCCUGGGACUGGGCGACGAGAAGGACGUCACCAUCAAAGGCCUCGAGGCCAUCCGAAGAUGCGACAAGGUCUACAUGGAGGCCUACACUUCCCUCCUCUCCUUCGGUCUCUCCUCCCACGGCCUCUCCAAUCUGGAGAAGCUGUACGGGAAGCCAAUCACCGUUGCGGACAGGGAGAUGGUGGAGGAAAAGGCCGACGGGAUAUUGGCGGAGGCUCGUUCCGGCGACGUGGCUUUUCUUGUCGUCGGCGAUCCUUUUGGGGCUACGACGCACACUGAUCUUGUUGUUCGAGCAAAGACGUUGGGGAUAGAUGUCAAGGUUGUUCACAAUGCUUCGGUGAUGAAUGCCGUGGGAGUAUGUGGUUUGCAACUUUAUCGCUAUGGAGAAACAGUUUCACUGCCAUUCUUUACUGAAACAUGGAAACCUGAUAGCUUUUAUGAAAAGAUUCAAAAGAAUCGUAUGCUUGGUUUGCAUACACUCUGCUUGUUAGACAUACGUGUGAAGGAGCCAUCUCUGGAAUCUUUGUGCAGAGGAAAAAAGGUAUAUGAACCACCCAGAUAUAUGACGAUAAACACGGCAAUUGAACAACUCUUGGAGGUUGAGAGCCUGCAAGGGCAAGAUGUUUAUAAUGAGGAUACCCAUUGUGUGGGGCUUGCGCGGUUAGGAAGUGAGGAUCAGAUGAUAGUAGCAGGAUCCAUGAGACAACUACGCACAGUCGACUUUGGAGCACCUCUUCAUUGCCUUGUCAUUGUUGGAAGCAUGCAUCCUUUGGAAGAAGAGAUGCUGGAGUUUUACAAACUCGGGAAGACCUCAGAAGCCUAAAGAAAAUGGGCAGCACAUUAGCAUCUCUCAUGUCAAUGUGAUGCUGUUUGGAUAUUCUGGUCAUUAACAGCAGAUUAAUGAGUUUGUUCCUAGUGGAACCAGUGCGAUCCUGCGUACCGGGAAGCAAUUGAAGCAGUCGACGUCGUAGCCUCUUGUAACUCCCCAAGGUCACCGAGGGACAAGCGAAACCUGUUAUAUCCUGGAAGAAUACCCUGGAAUUCCUGCAUGAGCUCUAUUCGGUUUGGUGGCGCGGAAGUGCUUUUGCCCAUUUCCAAACGGGUCUCUUUAAUUUGUUACGGAAUUGAAUUAUUGGAGAUGAGUCCAUCAACGAAGGUACUCCUCUUUCGAUUUCUUGUGCUUUAAGAAGGUUCCUCAUUUUGUUGUACCUUGGAUUUGGUUUUGUUUGUUUGUGUUUUGAGAACAAUCGGGGGCGGUGCUGACUAGCCCAACACUAUAGUGGAAAUGUCACUGUCCUGAUCGCAGCCCUUCGCCAAAGAGCUGGUGCAUGGGGGAGAUGUCAUUAGCGGUCCCCUAAAUUUUUAUUAUUUUGAUAAAGCAGUAGCUGGAA
Eucalyptus grandis is the source of this 1495-nucleotide messenger RNA. Its product is annotated as probable diphthine methyl ester synthase. The record is from RefSeq and is a predicted model, not a curated record. Bases 91 to 927 code for a protein of 278 amino acids. Gene Ontology annotation, biological process: protein histidyl modification to diphthamide. Gene Ontology annotation, molecular function: diphthine synthase activity. The transcript has 6 exons. Lineage: Eukaryota; Viridiplantae; Streptophyta; Magnoliopsida; Myrtales; Myrtaceae.